UUGUUUCUCACCAUUAUAAACCUUAAUGGAUAUACAAUAUUAAAAAAAUAUAUUAAUUAAUUAAACAUUUUGUGGACAGGAAGAAUAUGGCUAUUCAAAGAUAUGGCGUUCAAUCAGUAUUUGCAGUACAUUGCUUGGGUACUGUUACCGGUCAGUUUGAUAACAUUCGCAGCAGGAUUCGUACACUUAGUUGCGCCUCAAUCAAUUGGUUCUGGAAUACCAGAGAUGAAAACAAUAUUAAGAGGCGUCGCAUUAAAAGAAUUUCUCACCUUGAGAACGUUGAUCGCGAAAGUUGUCGGAGUUACAGCAACCUUAGGUUCGGGUCUACCUCUCGGCAAAGAGGGCCCUUUCGUGCACAUUGCCAGCAUAACGGCCACGCUUUUGACGAAAGUAAUUACCUCGUUCAAAGGAAUCUACGAGAACGAAUCGCGGAACACUGAAAUGCUGGCUGCGGCGUGCGCGGUUGGAGUGGCCAGCUGUUUCGGGGCUCCAAUAGGAGGUGUGCUCUUCAGCAUCGAAGUAACGACCGUGUACUUCGCCGUGAGGAACUACUGGAGAGGUUUCUUUUCCGCAGUCUGUAGUGCGACCGUGUUUCGACUGUUGGCCGUAUGGUUCAACAAAGCCGAAACCGUAAAGGCUUUUUUCCCGACCCAUUUCACUAUGGAAUAUCCAUUCGAUCCACAAGAGUUGACCGUUUUCGCUUUACUUGGGGUAGUCUGUGGAAUUAUCGGAGCCGGUUACGUUUGGGCGCACAGGCAAUACGUUUUGUUUAUGAGACAGAGUAAAAGUAUGAACUCUUUCCUACAGAAGAACCGUUUUUUAUAUCCGAGUCUCAUCACGUUUCUCACGUUGACAAUCACAUUCCCAUUAGGCACCGGUAAAUAUAUUGCUGGUGAACUGAACGUACACGACCAAUUAACCGGGCUGUUUAGUAAUUUCACAUGGACCAAGAAUGAGUUCACCAUCGAGGAGGCAGAAAUGAUGAACCAUUGGCGAACGGAAAACACCAACGUUUUCAUAUGUUUAUCGGCUUACAUAGCUUAUAAUUUUGUGUUCUCUAUAAUAGCAUCGACUAUUCCAAUACCAUCCGGUAGUUUCAUUCCAGUGUUCAAAACCGGAGCCGCGUUCGGUCGAAUAGUUGGUGAACUCAUGCACUUGUGGUUCCCGAGCGGCGUUAGACACGGGAAAUUCAUCACGCCUAUCAUACCAGGAGGUUAUGCCGUAGUCGGAGCAGCAGCUUUUGCCGGGGCCGUUACACAUUCCAUAUCAGUGUCUGUAAUUGCUUUCGAAAUGACGGGACAGAUCACU
Molecule: messenger RNA, 1308 nt
Organism: Acyrthosiphon pisum (pea aphid)
Lineage: Eukaryota; Metazoa; Arthropoda; Insecta; Hemiptera; Aphididae
Product: chloride channel protein 2
Exons: 9
Biological process (GO): chloride transport; transmembrane transport
Cellular component (GO): plasma membrane
Molecular function (GO): voltage-gated chloride channel activity
Source: RefSeq, a predicted model, not a curated record